AUGGGCCGGGGAGAAUCGUCUGAGAUUGCGUUGGACCUUGACGCUUGGGGGAGUGCGAGGAGGGCGAGACCAGCAUCUCUCGUGCAGUUGGACCUGUAUGCACUCGAUCAAGACGAUGUAGAGGAAGAUGAUGGAGAGGAGGAAGCGGAGGAGGAGGGAGAGAGGGGGGAGCGAGAAGACGGAGACAUGGACGAUGAAGCCGAUCUUGAGAGUUGGGAUCCAACUGAGGACCAGCUUGUGGUGGAUUUCAAGGCGUACGCGAUCGGAGACAACGAGGGCGGCGAGCUCGGAGUCGGAAGAGCAGGGGGAGGAGAAGCAGCUACGAAGAUGCAAGUCAUGACGUCCAGCUCCCUCUACGGAGGGUCCCCACUAGCUCAGAGCAACCAGCAGCUUCCACGAGUAGCAGCAUGCGGCGACGCGUUCUCCGUCUUCCAGUCGCUUGCUGGCGAGCUGUUCUCAGUCGGGCUGGCUAACGGCGGGAGGCUCGGGCUGGGCCACCUGGAGGUACAUGCUCUCGGAAAGUCUAGUACUCCUCAUAGCUCUGAAGGACAAGGUCCAUCCCACGCCGGUGCCCCUCCCUAG
This is a messenger RNA of Guillardia theta CCMP2712, 582 nucleotides long. RefSeq lists its product as hypothetical. NCBI's taxonomy places the organism in Eukaryota, Cryptophyceae, Pyrenomonadales, Geminigeraceae. Bases 1 to 582 code for a protein of 193 amino acids. The transcript is spliced from 5 exons. The record is from RefSeq and is a predicted model, not a curated record.